Molecule: messenger RNA, 1131 nt
Organism: Arachis stenosperma
Lineage: Eukaryota; Viridiplantae; Streptophyta; Magnoliopsida; Fabales; Fabaceae
Exons: 4
Coding region: 217-879 (220 amino acids)
Source: RefSeq, a predicted model, not a curated record
CACAAAAGCAGACUAACCCCUCCUGGGCGCACAUUAGCUCUCACUGCCUAUUUGGCGCUAACAUACGCUUCUCCGUUACACUCCAUUUUCUUCUGCUCCACUUGCUUGUUCCCUCUAGAAAGAAGCUUCUUUUUCUCUCUGCCACCCAUCAAAACCUGUUUUUUCCCAUUUGGGUGCUGAUGAAAUCUCUCUCUUAAAGAAGUUCCUGUGUUGGUUAUGGCUUCCUUGCAGAUUCUGAGACCCACCCUCUCCCAAUUUUCACUUUCUCAAUCCAAUUCUCCAGGAAAAUCCACAUGGAACACCCAAUACCCUUAUUUCCCCAAACGGAUCCUAAAGUUGAAAACUUUCACCGGUUCUAAGCCUUCCACCUUGAACAGGGUCUGUUGUGCAGCGCAAGGCAGCGAGAACCAAAACAAUGGAGAAGAACCUCCGGAAUCGUUGUUUAUGAAGGAAUUGAAGAGGAGGGGCAUGACUCCUACAUCAUUGCUUGAGGAUUACAAGCAGGGCAACUCUGGAGUUGACGAAGAGGUGGUUGUGAAUGAACAAGAUAGAGGUCUCCCGAGGAGAAAUGUUGUCUCAACCGAUGUAGAGAGGAGUCUGGAAAAUCAGAGGGAGCGAUCCAUGGCGUUGAACAGUGAAGGUCUUGAGGGACUGGUCCCUCGGGCUAAACUUCUGCUGUCACUUGGAGGAACAUUUUUCUUGGGAUUCGGACCGUUGAUCCUCAUAACCGUCGCAUUUUUUUCAGCUCUUUACUUGUAUUUCGGACCAACUUUUGUCCAUGAUGCAAGCAAGAUGUCACUAUCACCUCCCCAGUAUGUGGAUCCUUAUGCACUCUUAGAAGAUGAAAGGAUAUCUCAGAUAGCACCUCAGCUAAAAUAAAAAGCAGCAUUUCACAUAUUUAGGUUAGGAAUCUCGUUACAGAUAUCAAGUUUCUGUGUACUUUAGCCUUUGCUGAGUAGUUUCUUUGUAAAAUAUCAUCACCCUGGAACUUGUUACUUCUUGUGUAUUGUGCAUUCAUUGCUGACUCCAUUUUUUUACGGUUACAUUUUUCUUUUUUGCAUAUAUGAAUAAUAUAUGAUAUGUAAAUUUGAAAUUCAAAUGAAAGCUCAUCAGGUGAAACAUUGCUAAAUA